AUGCUCGCGUCAGGACUCGCAGUACGAAGAAGUCCACCUGUUACUACAGAUCAAUUCCAUCAUAGAGAAUCGAUAUGGAGAAUCAUAGUUGAUAUCAUUUGUCUUCUCAUAUUGAUCGCUGCAGCUGCCGUGUCCAAUGCUAUUGCAAAACCAUUCACGCGUGGAUUUUUCUGUUCGGACACUUCAAUUCGAUACCCACAACGAACUAAUACUAUCCCGACAUAUGCCGCUAUUAUUCUAUCAAUUGGUCUCCCCCUUCUUGUGAUGUGGUUCACAGAAAUUUUCAAAAGAUUUUAUUUUUCUUAUUAUCCGAAACAACCGUUUCUAACUCGUUUGGAAUACUGUGGCACUCUCUUCACUUAUGUUUCACCAUUCCUUCGCAAUUUGUACGUUCUAACUGUUAUAUUUGCUUAUGGUUACGUAGCCACAUGGCUCUUAACGGAAAUAGCGAAGAAUUUCGUUGGAGAACUGAGACCACAUUUCUUAGCUGUUUGUCAACCUUCGUAUAAUUGUUCGGCCGUCACGUCGUUGUACCAAUAUGAUGCUUAUCUACAAGAAGGGGUUGAUUAUACAUGUCAAAAUACAGAUGCAGCUGCCGUACGAGAAGCACGUCGUUCGUUCUUCAGUGGACAUGCAUCAUCAAUAUUUUAUGGAUUCGCUUGGCUGAUUAUGUACCUUCAUGUUGCGUGGUCAUGGCGUCAUCUUGGCUUACUGGGCCACUUACUACAAGUCGGAUUAGCAGUGCUCGCAUUCUAUAUAGGAUAUACACGUAUAAGUGAUUUUCAACAUCAUUGGCACGAUGUCCUCACUGGUGCGAUUGUUGGUUCAUUGAUUGCAUUUUUUACCUUUAAAUUUAUUCUUGACUGGCAUCAGUAUAGUCCGCGAUUUUUGCCCUAUACAGCUGGAACUCAAUCGCAAAUACCGCCACCGUAUCAACCAAGAUUUGGCAAUCUUCGUCCACGACUUCCAUUCAGUUCCAUGCGUGUACGAAACUAUCCCUGA
Molecule: messenger RNA, 1002 nt
Organism: Adineta ricciae
Lineage: Eukaryota; Metazoa; Rotifera; Eurotatoria; Adinetida; Adinetidae
Source: the annotation of a GenBank genome assembly